AUGCCGUCUUCCCGGGCCUGCAGGGCGGUUCCACAACCACACGAUGGGCAGCCUUGCUGUGGCGCUGAAGCAGGCAGCCUGCCCUGCUUUCAAGGAGUAGCGGCAGGUGGUGGCCGCCAGCCGGGGUCUGGCAGGGCGGUUGCCGGAGUUGGGAUCCACCCUGGUGUUGGGGGGGGGGGCGUCAACCACCUCGCGCUCGUCGGCCUGCGACCAAAUGGCACUGACGGCGCGGACAUGAAGAAGGUACUGGAGCGGUUGUCCAUCAUGCUGAACAAGAACAGCGUGCCGGGGAAGAAGAGCGCUCUCACCCAGGGGGCCGGAACUCCACUGCAGGGCAUUGCCGGACUGGCCGCAGGAAUUGUCAGGGAUGCUUUUGGCACCCGAUGCUGA
Messenger RNA from Klebsormidium nitens, 390 nucleotides. Lineage: Eukaryota; Viridiplantae; Streptophyta; Klebsormidiophyceae; Klebsormidiales; Klebsormidiaceae. The record is from the annotation of a GenBank genome assembly.